AUGGGUACUUGUGCAUCAAGUAUUAAGGCAACCAAAAGUGGAAACAAAUCCACUAUUGUUGUUAACAUAGUUCACUCAAAUGGAAAGCUACGACAAUUGAAAUAUCCAAUAAAAGCAUGGCAUGUUCUGUCUCGGAAUCCAAACCACUUUCUUUGUUCCUCAGAAACCAUGUAUGUUGGAUCAUAUUUACCUUCUGUGCCUCCAAAUCAAGAGCUUCAAUUGGAGCAUAUUUACUUCCUUCUUCCACUCUCCAAAUCCAACGUUCCACUAUCUCUGCAAGAUCUUUGUUCUCUAGCUAUCAAAGCUAACACAGCUCUUGGAAAAAAUAUGAACUUAAUGCUAAAAUCAUAUUCUGUUUUACAAACUACAAAUUUCACAUCACAUCCUACUCUUUCAAAUGUGUCUCUUGCAUAUUCCCAUUAG
Messenger RNA from Vicia faba (fava bean), 423 nucleotides. The record is from the annotation of a GenBank genome assembly. NCBI's taxonomy places the organism in Eukaryota, Viridiplantae, Streptophyta, Magnoliopsida, Fabales, Fabaceae.